This is a messenger RNA of Nanorana parkeri, 7079 nucleotides long. RefSeq names its product kinesin family member 26B (gene KIF26B). The transcript is spliced from 15 exons. NCBI's taxonomy places the organism in Eukaryota, Metazoa, Chordata, Amphibia, Anura, Dicroglossidae. The record is from RefSeq and is a predicted model, not a curated record. Bases 30 to 6317 code for a protein of 2095 amino acids. Gene Ontology annotation, molecular function: microtubule motor activity; ATP binding; microtubule binding. Gene Ontology annotation, biological process: microtubule-based movement.
GUGAUACCUGCAAGUUGUCUCUGAUCACCAUGAGCUCAGUGGCAGGAAAUAAAGAGAGGGGUUCUGUCACCUCCAGGAGCAGAAAAUAUGGGGUCAAUGAGGUUUGCUCGCCCACAAAAUCAUCUGCACCUUUCUCUCCUGAGAGCUGGUAUAGAAAAGCCUAUGAGGAGUCUCGAGCUGGUAGUAGGCCUGCUCCGGAAGGUGCAGGAUCCAUACCGGGUUCAUCUGGUACUCCUUCCCCUGGCUCUGGAACCUCCUCCCCUGGCUCUUUCUCUGGGUCGCCUGGACCUGCAUCCCCUGGAAUUGGAAACAGCUCUCCAGGAUCACUAGGUGGAUCUCCAGGAUUUGGCACAGGAUCUCCUGGCUCUGGUAGUGGUGGAGGAUCUUCUCCGGGGUCUGACAGAGGUGUAUGGUGUGAGAAUUGCAAUGCACGUUUAGUAGAGCUGAAGAGGCAGGCUCUGAAACUGCUGCUGCCAGGACCUCAUUCCAGUAAGGACCCUUCUAUCACUUCUGGCAUACAUGAUAAGUUGCAAGUACCAAACACCAUCCGAAAGUCCUGGAAUGAGAGAGACAACCGCUGUGACAUAUGUGCCACUCAUCUAAACCAGCUGAAACAGGAAGCUAUCCAGAUGGUGACAACCCUAGAACAGUCUGCUAAUGUUGAACACUAUGAUGCUGCUUCACCUGGAUCUCCUUCGGGACAUUCUAAUAUUCCAGCUCUUGUGGGCCCAAGACACAUGGGGAGUCUUCAGCCAAGAGACUGGGUUUAUAUGCCAAACGCUUACACCACACCCAAUUACCCCGGAUUUGUGGCUAGCAAGCACAGCGGAAAACCUAAUAGUCUUGGGAUUGCCAAUGGCCAAGAUAAAAAGAAUGGGUCCCCUUCACAUCAAGCCAAAGUCAGCCUUCAGAUGGCCACGAGCCCAAACAACGGCAACAUCUUAAAUUCAGUAGCCAUGCAAGCUCAUCAGUAUCUCGAUGGUUCUUGGUCUUUGUCAAGAACUAAUGGUGUGACCCUCUACCCUUACCAAAUCUCCCAACUGAUGACUGAGACUGCCCGCGAGGGGCUAACAGAGGCAGCAUUGAACCGCUACAACGCUGAUAAACCUUCCAUAUACAGUUUUCCUGCAUCAAACACAACAUACGUUACAAGCGAAACAUCCACCGCAACUUCAGUGGCUGCAUCAUUUUUUGCCAGGGCGGCUCAGAAAUUAAAUUUGUCCUCCAAAAAGAAGAAGCAGAGGACAACGCCUUCAUUAGUGUCCGAACCUCCACUUUUCCCAACCAAUUUCUGUGGCAUUCUGCAGACUUGUCCUCCACCUGCACCACCAUGUCUGCUAAGAGCAGUCAACAAAGUAAAAGAUACUCCUGGAUUAGGGAAGGUAAAGGUUAUGGUGCGUAUUUGCUCCACACUUGUGGGAGAGCCAACAGAGUCCAGCUCUUUCUUGAAAGCCGACCAAAGAAAGAAACAAAUUACAUUGUACGACCCAUUGUCUUGUGGAGGACAGAAUGCAUUACAAAAGAGAGGAACUCAGAUACCACCUAAAAUGUUCGCAUUUGAUGCCGUAUUCCCUCAAGAUGCUUCACAGGCUGAGGUGUGCGCCGGAACAGUGGCUGAAGUCAUCCAGUCUGUAGUGAAUGGAGCCGACGGAUGUGUGUUCUGCUUUGGUCAUUCAAAGCUUGGGAAGUCGUAUACUAUGAUUGGCAAAGAUGACUCCAUGCAGAAUCUUGGCAUCAUCCCUUGUGCUAUUUCCUGGCUCUUUAAGCUGAUUAAUGAACGAAAGGAAAAGACUGGAGCUCGGUUCUCGGUCAGAGUAUCAGCUGUGGAAGUGUGGGGGAAGGAAGAGAACCUGAGAGACCUGCUGUCAGAAGUGGCUACAGGAAGUCUGCAAGAUGGUCAGUCACCAGGGGUCUAUCUGUGUGAGGACCCUAUAUGUGGAAUGCAGCUGCAGAACCAGAGUGAGUUAAGGGCCCCCACGGCUGAGAAAGCUGCAUUUUUCCUGGAUGCAGCCAUUGCCUCACGGAAAAGUAGUCAAAGGGACUGUGAUGAAGAUGACCACAGAAAUUCUCACAUGCUAUUUACUUUGCACAUUUAUCAGUAUCGGAUGGAAAAGAGUGGAAAAGGAGGAAUGUCAGGAGGCCGCAGUCGAUUGCAUCUUAUUGAUUUGGGAAGUUGCGUGAAAGUGCAGAGCAAGAAUAGAGAUGGAAACACAAGCUUGUGUCUCUCAUUGUCAGCUCUGGGCAAUGUCAUUCUAGCACUGGUCAACGGCAGCAAGCACAUACCUUACAAAGAGAGCAAGCUCACAAUGCUUCUUCGGGAGUCCUUGGGGAACAUGAACUGCCGCACAACAAUGAUAGCUCACAUUUCAGCUGCUGCAGGAAACUACGCUGAGACGCUGUCCACUAUCCAGAUUGCUUCCCGGGUGUUGAGGAUGAAGAAAAAGAAAACCAAGUACACUUCAAGUUCAUCUGGAGGAGAGAGUUCCUGUGAAGAAGGCCGAAUGCGUAGACCAACUCAGUUGAGACCAUUCCAUUCAAAAAAUGUAGUUGAUCCUGAUUUCCCCCUGCUUAGUUUAUCCAGUGACCCAGAUUACUCAUCAAGCAGUGAGCAGUCAUGUGAUACAGUUAUUUAUGUUGGCCCCAAUGGAACAGCUUUAUCUGACAAGGAGCUCACAGAUAAUGAGGGACCACCAGACUUUGUUCCAAUAGUUCCAGUUUUGCAGAAGACAAAGAAUGAGGCAAAGGUAGAAGAAGUACAAGAAGUAGCUCCUGGCAAGGCUGAAAGGGAUUGUUUAAAGUGCAAUACUUUUGCAGAACUGCAGGAAAGAUUGGACUGCAUUGAUGGUAGUGAGGAAACAAAUCACUUUCCUUUUGAAGAGGUUCCUGCACAGUACAGUGGAGAGCAAACAACCAAAGGUUUGUGUUCAGUGGCUCAACCAAAAAACCUAACAGAUCCAAGUAUAGAAGAAAGCAUUUGUGAAAAUAUACAGUCUGACAAGGAGGUGAGAGAAAAUAAUACUGGAACAAUAUACAAAAUUCAACGAAACCACUCACCCAUUCCUUCUGGGCAUGUCACCGACACUUCUACACCGUUGUCUCCCAGGAGUGUUACAGGUAGUUGUGCAUUGCACAGUGGGCAAUCCCAGACAGCACAAAAUUCCAGCUUGCAGGGAAGCAGAGAAAGCCUCAACAGUUGUGGAUUUGUAGAAGGAAAACCAAGAUCAAUGGGGUCCCCAAGACUAGGAAUAGCCAGUUUAGCCAAAACAUCAGAAUACAAGCCACCGAACUCUCCUUCCCAAAGGUGUAAAGUUUAUACACAGAAAUGUGUCUUACCUAGUUCAGCACCCCCUCAAAAUAAAGAUGCAGGAUCACUUUUAGAAUCUGUCCCACAACCAGAAAUUCGAACUCCUCCAGUAGGAAUGAGUCCACAAAUGAAGAGAUCCCUGUCUAAUUCAAGUAGCUUUUCUGCAGAAUGUACACUCACUGAUCAACAGACAUCUGGUUCUGAAGAUUCCAAAAAGGAAGUCAUAAGUACAACCAUGGUCACCGUACAACAGCCUCUGGAGCUCAAUGGAGAGGAUGAGUUAGUUUUUACGUUAGUCGAAGAAUUAACAAUUAGCGGAGUCCUGGAUAAUGGCCGCCCUACUAGUAUUAUCAGCUUUAAUAGUGAUUGUUCAGUGCAGGCUUUGGCUUCUGGGUCAAGACCUGUAAGUAUUAUAAGUAGCAUAAGUGAGGACCUGGAUUGCUAUUCUAAUUCUGCCCCAGUUUCUGAAGUCAGUAUCACACAGUUCUUAGCCCUUCCUAAGCCUGGAACAGAUGAGAAAUGUCAGGAAGGUAGUAGCAGACGGUCUUCCAUCAGUUCCUGGUUAAGUGAAAUGAGCACAGGUAGUGAUGGGGAACAGUCAUGCCACAGUUUUAUUGCUCAAGCAUGUUAUGGUCAUGGAGAAGCAAUGGCUGACCCUCCUAUUUCAGAAUUUACAAGUACUUUGCAGAAUAUCAGUGUGAUGUGUACAAACAACCGACAGAAGCCAGGAGUGGACAAUGUGCUCAUUCAGUCUGAAAUGGCAGAACCAGUACAAAAUAAUGUAUUCCCUAUAAAGAACUGCAACAUUUCUGCAGUAGGAAAAACUACACUUACUAUAUCAAACACCUCAACUCUUGGUAGCUGUGAAAGCUAUGUUCCUAUGAAAACAAACAUCACGGUUUACCCCUGCAUUGCAGUGAGUCCCUUUAAAACUCAAGAGACUGAUGAGUCCCUGCAAGUAUUAAAUCUGCCUGACAAGUCCUCCUACUCUGUGGAAAACAAUGAUGUUGAUUGUAAAAUGAAAGCGGUAUUUGAUGAUCCAUGGCUAAAACGUGAAGAUGGUAUCAAGAGGAAAAACAGUAAUUCAACGGAUGUAGGACAAAUGCCUGAAGCUGCUAAUUGUGUAACUGACCAUGAUGUACACAGAAAACAAAAUACCACAGACAGAUUAAGCAGCAGCAGUGGUGAAGCAGUUCUCUCACCAAUCUCUGAGAACCUUAAAAGAAUAGUAGAUGGAUGUGAAAUGGCAUUUACCACACAGGGUCUCACCCAUGUAACUGAGUAUUCACUAACAGGAAGCCUCCCUAGAGGUUUAGAAAGAUUAUAUAAGCUGGAGGAACAGGAUAUUAUGAUUAAUGAUUGUGAGAUCCAUUCUGUCCCUUCAAUGCAAACAUCUAGAUCUACUUUAGAGAGAAGAGUUUCUUCUCCUAAACAUUGUGUUCUCACUCGUCCCAAAGGAAUACCACCCCUGCCUCCAGUGAGGAAGUCAAGCCUAGAUCACCGGAAUAGAGCAAGUCCCCAGCAUGCUGCAAACAGCCCUUCAAAGCAAUCUCUCUCUUCCCUUCCUAGUCUUCCAGAUGAACUUAGUGGGAAAUUGUCAGGAUUUAGCAUGGGCACCAGAAGCAACAGUAGUAGCAAGCUAUUUAGUGCCAAACUUGAGCAGUUGGCUAGUAGAGCAAACUCUUUAGGGACAUCCAGUGGAAGUCAUUAUGAGUGUCUAUCUUUAGAAAGAGCUGGAAGCCUUUCAUCAGUCAGUUCCAGGAUGGUCUUUAGUAAAGACAGCACAUUGCCAAGAUCUGGGAGAAGUUUAAAUCGAAAUGUCAUGUCAUCUCCAACUAACACUUCACAGUCUGCUGGUACUUCACCUAAAUGUAGCCCUUCAAAAAUAUCAGCAGUAAGCAAACUACUACUUGCUAGUCCUAAAGCUCGUAGCCUUUCAGCAUCUGCAACCAAAACACUCAGCUUCUCAACCAAGUCACUCCCUCAGUCUGUAGGAAGAAGUUCAAGUCUACCUCCAAAUGGUAAAAACAUGUCUUGGUCUACACAAUCUCUUAGCAGAAACAGAAGCUCAGGGCUUGCUUCCAAGCUGCCUCUUAGAGCUGUUAAUGGCAGGAUCUCAGAGCUACUCCAGGGAAGCACAGGUGGUCGAAGUGUGCAUUCACGAGGAAAUUCAGACUCAGAUGAACGUAUAACUCACCAUGCAGAGAAGCCCAUUGUACACACACUGCCUUCUCCAUACAGCAAAAUAACUCCCCCACGAAAACCUCAUCGCUGCAGCAGUGGUCAUGGCAGUGAUAACAGCAGUGUGCUUAGUGGUGAGUUACCACCUGCAAUGGGCAAAACAGCCCUGUUUUACCAUAGUGGAGGCAGCAGCGGUUAUGAAAGCAUGAUGAGGGACAGUGAAGCCACAGGAAGUGGUUCCUCUGCGCAAGACUCCAUGAGUGAAAACAGCAGUUCUAUCAGUGGAAGAUGCCGGAGCCUCAAGUCCUCAAAAAAACGGUCUAAUACAGGAUCUCAGAGGCGUCGGCUUAUUCCAGCAUUGUCACUUGAUGCCACCUCUCCGGUUAGAAAGCCAGCCAACAGCCCUGGAGUUCGCUGGGUAGAUGGACCUCUCUGUAAUGGUCAACGAGGCCUAGGAGAACCAUUUGAAAUAAAGGUGUACGAGAUAGAUGAUGUGGAGCGGCUCCAGCGGCGCCGUGGUGAAGACUGCAAGACGGUCGCACGAUUUAGUUCAAAGCUCAAGAUCUUAGAACACCGCCAACAGAGAAUCGCAGAGGUCAAGGCCAAAUACGAAUGGCUUAUGAAGGAACUGGAGAACACCAAACAAUACCUGAUGCUGGAUCCAAAUAAGUGGCUCAGUGAAUUUGAUUUGGAACAAACUUACGAAGUGGACUCCAUAGAAUAUUUAGAGGCACUGGAAUGUGUGACAGACCGUUUGGAAAACAGAGUCAACUUCUGCAAGGCUCAUCUCAUGAUGAUCACCUGUUUUGAUAUUACUUCAAGGCGCCGGUAAAACUGGAUAGUCAAGCUGAAGAUGAAAAGAAAAAAAAAUUGCAUUGAAACAAACGUGUCCCAUAAUUAUUUUCUCUCCAUGAAAACACCCAAAGACUUUGGAUUAAAGACUUCAGGUGGACAAGGUUAUGUUGAAAUUUGACGGAGAAUGUGUUAAGAGGGUUCAAGAAGGAGUUUUGGUAAGACUGAGCACAUUCGCAAACAUUUUUUUUAAAUUAAAAAAAGCUAAGGACAAGUAGAACUUUGAAGAGAGCACUUUGAGAAACUUUAAAGGUUAAUUUUUGUAUAUAAGGACUGGUAGCAGAACUGAACUUUUCCUCUGAGCAGUGGAGUAUGAAGAAAGACGGACUACAGCCUUCAGAAGUACUGUACAAAGGAGAAGAAUCCAGUGAGACUAAGUGCCUUUUAAAUCUUUAAUAUCCAAACAUUUAUGUUCAUAUUUUCUUGUGUACAGAUGGUGCUAGUCACAGAAAAAAAAAAAUCUGAAAAAAAUCAUUUUUUAGGUGUAUUUGCAGCUUGUUCUCCCCAUUGUGUAACUCCGACUUGCUGUUUUAAGUACUUGUGUUUGUUGCAAUGUUUUCUGAUCAGUAUAGCUUAUGACUAUGCGUGAACUGUCUGUUAAACAUGUGGACACUCAAUGCAAAGGAUUCACAUGGUUAAUGCCUGGUAAAGCUUUGUGUCACAGUUACGGAUGAUAUACAGCUUGUAUAUGCAUGUUUAGGUAUACAGUAUUAAAUGUAUGAUGAGCACAGCUCUAUACAGU